AUGUAUCUUUCCAAGACCGCAGUCUUUGGCCUGUUGCAGGCCGGUCUCACCUGUGCCGCUGCCAUUUCCUCCACUAUUGAGAAGAGAAAGGCUGAGACUAAUGCCACCUUGGUUGCGUACGGCACUAACUCUUCGUCGUGGCCUAUCGCCUAUGGAAUUGAUGAUGGAUACCUUUACAUCACUCAAACUCCCGACAACUCGUCCGCCAACCUUGAGCCCAUGCUUUGGAACCUCCCUUCCAUCACCGGCCAGAACUGGAAGGUCAACGGAACUUUCGUCAACGGCACUUCUGCUGGAUACCUCACUAUCACCGACAGCGAGGACCGUGCCAUGGGUCUGACCUCUGAGGUUCCUGUGGUUAGCGUCAACCAAAGCACCUACGGUUGGGCAUUGUUCGCUACCCAGCUUGUCUACAACAACAACUCGGAGCUUCAGGCUCAGUUCUGGGCCAAGCCAACCGACACCCAAGAUAUCUACCUUUUGUUCUGGAACGAAGACCAGACUGUCUCUGAAGGCAGCUUCCCCGUGGUGGUUAAGGGUGUGGAGGACUCUUGA
Molecule: messenger RNA, 555 nt
Organism: Colletotrichum chrysophilum
Lineage: Eukaryota; Fungi; Ascomycota; Sordariomycetes; Glomerellales; Glomerellaceae
Exons: 2
Coding region: 1-555 (184 amino acids)
Source: RefSeq, a predicted model, not a curated record